AUGGAGACUUCAAUCUGCUCUAUUACAGGAACCAAAACAUACCUCAAGGUCAAGCCACAUGUUAACACCAAGAUAUUAUCUAAUUUCAUUUCCAAAUGGCAAAAGAAAAAUACAGAUUGCUUAAUUAUCACAAAUGGUAGUACAGAAUCACACAAUUCUCUCAAAAAUCAAUCAAACAUGUAUUACAUGUUCCUUACAAAUAGCGAAAUUCCACAAACUGGUGACUUUUGCGAUUAUUCAAAUUCUCUUAAGAAAAUUCAGAAUUUUGUAAAUGUUUCUAAUGUUGAAGCUGAUAAAAUCCAAGAAGUUUAUAAAUACAGUACAUCCAGCCUUGAAAAGAGAGUUUUGACAAAGGAGCAAGAACAGUCUUACAAAUAUUUGCAAGAAUUAAAAUUCCCAAAGAAUGAUUCUCUUAGAGCCCUCAACGUUUUUGGCUAUGAUGCUAACAAGGCCACAGAUUACCUCCUUCAAACCAACGGAGUUUGCUUUGAGAAGAACCCUAUAGUCCAGCAAAUUCCUGAAAAUAAUAAUUCUAAGCCUGUCAAGAAAACACAGCAAAACAAUUCUUUUGAGUAUGUCUCUUCUAGUAAGUACCUUUCUAACAUGGCAAAUCUCACGGAGUUUGCUCAGCUUCAUUCAAAAGACACAAGAGAUUAUUGCGCUCAUGACCUUGUAAUCGAAGCUGAAAAUGUUAAUUCAUUAUUUGGAUUUGAAAAAGCUUAUUUUUCUAAUAAUGCAAUUGCAUGUGUUACAGAAGCUGUUGGUGCUUUCAUGCUCGAAGACCGUGAAAACUCAUGCCAUCAAAUUUCAAAUGUUCCUCAAUCUGAACUCCAAGAUUUAUUCGAUAUUGAAAUCGAUAUUGUCAAAGAAUUUCUUACUGCAAGGAUAAAUGCCCAUGAUAAGAACAUUGCCCUCUACUUGGUAGUUCUCGAAGGAUUGUAUAUGAAGGCUAUUGAUGCUAUUGAAAAUAGAUGGGAAAAUGAAUUAAUCAGAGUUAUCGAUCAGUUUCAAUUGUUUGUAAGUAUUGUUAAUUCAAUCUAA
This is a messenger RNA of Trichomonas vaginalis G3, 1041 nucleotides long. Its product is annotated as UBA-like family. The coding region runs from base 1 to 1041 and encodes 346 amino acids. The transcript has a single exon. Lineage: Eukaryota; Parabasalia; Trichomonadida; Trichomonadidae. The record is from RefSeq and is a predicted model, not a curated record. Gene Ontology annotation, molecular function: protein binding.